Messenger RNA from Esox lucius (northern pike), 1320 nucleotides. RefSeq lists its product as uncharacterized. Gene Ontology annotation, cellular component: extracellular region. The coding region runs from base 400 to 1116 and encodes 238 amino acids. The transcript is spliced from 4 exons. Gene Ontology annotation, biological process: regulation of cell growth; regulation of signal transduction. The record is from RefSeq and is a predicted model, not a curated record. Lineage: Eukaryota; Metazoa; Chordata; Actinopteri; Esociformes; Esocidae. Gene Ontology annotation, molecular function: insulin-like growth factor binding.
ACCUGCCUUUGUCCUAAUGUUGUUACUUUGUUCUGGGAAAAUAAGUCCCUAUCUGAUCCCACUGAUUGCCCCUCUUGGUUCUGGUCAUGUGACAUGAAUUACAAAGGGUCUUUGUGUUAGUCUUUUAUACCUGUUGUGGAUCAAGCUUAUCUACCAAAAAAAAAUCACUCAAAAAGAAAGAUGUAUUUAAAAAAGAAAAAUUAACACAACAAAGAAGAUCAUAAAGAUAAGGGAUGGAUGUAUAAUUAACAGCAGAUUUCAGUCAGUACUCACUGCAAAACCCCCCUCUGUCUAUUGGCUACAAUUGUGGGGUGGGGGGGGGUGUCACCGGUGGCAUCAACCCAACAACCAGCUGUAUAAAACCCCGCUCUCCUCUUCAUACGUGAAAAACCACCAGCAAUGUCCAUCGGUCUCGGUCAUAAACGAACGCUGCUGUUGUGGGUGUUGGCCGCAGCGGUGACCGUGGUGUCGGGGUCAGACGCCCCCCUGUCAGGGCCUCCCCAGACACUCCAGGCCCUCCACUGCCCACCUUGCGAGAGGAUUCACUGCACCUCCCGUCGCGCCCUCAGGCUCCAGUGUAGAGGCGGGCUGACCACGGGCGUCUGCGGCUGCUGCCCGGCGUGUGCCAGGACCGCGGGGGAGGGCUGCGGGGGGGCCUGGGACUACCUGGGGAAGUGCGACGAGGGGCUGGUGUGUGUCUACCAGCAGGCCGUCCUGCCCACUGAAGGAGAACCGGAGGAACGUAAGGGGAUCUGUAAAACAGUGCUAGAGACCCUCGACGUGGAGUCAUGCCGUCCAGAAUGUACCUGGGAGUACUGCCAAGCCAACCCGUCCGAAAUCUGCUCUGCCAGGCCAGUCUCUCUGGAGAAGCAGGAGUGUCAAGGGUCCCUGCCAGCACACCUCCUGCUCAAGCUGUCUGGUUUGAGACCCCUUUGUCAAACUCCUGCCCCAAGACAUGUGCGCCCUCUGACCCCACCUGCUGUGCAUCGCUUUGGCAUGUGUGUCCAAAGCCACCUGAAUGGGCCUCACCAACACAACCACAUCUGCCACCACAACCUGAAGAGUAAUGCAGAGGGAUAUUUGUGUGCUUGGUGCCUGGCUGUCCAAAUUCUGUGAACUGAUGGUUUGCAUUGAGGAAAAGAAAACCUGAUGUAAACAAAUAUUGAAUGGCAGCUAUUUUCAAAUACACCAUGGGACUGAUUUCAACGUGACAGCAGCAGACUUAUCUUGGAUGUAACUAAAUCAAUAACAUAAAAACAUAUACUAAAUAUACACCAGUCAGCCAUAACAUUAUGACCACGCUGCCUAAUAUUGUGUGGG